Molecule: messenger RNA, 1233 nt
Organism: Westerdykella ornata
Lineage: Eukaryota; Fungi; Ascomycota; Dothideomycetes; Pleosporales; Sporormiaceae
Product: DUF803-domain-containing protein
Exons: 8
Coding region: 1-1233 (410 amino acids)
Biological process (GO): magnesium ion transport
Cellular component (GO): membrane
Molecular function (GO): magnesium ion transmembrane transporter activity
Source: RefSeq, a predicted model, not a curated record
AUGGAAGAGAAAUAUAUUGGCCUCCUCCUGGCCGUAUCCUCCUCACUUGCUAUAGGCACAAGUUUUGUUAUCACGAAGAAGGGGCUGAAUGCUACUGCUGAAAAGCAUGGGUUCGACGGAGACGGCUUUUCAUAUCUGCGGAAUCCCACCUGGUGGGCUGGAAUCUUGACAAUGGUUCUGGGCGAGAUAUUCAACUUCGCGGCAUACGCCUUUGCGCCAGCAAUUCUUGUCACUCCGCUCGGCGCACUAUCGGUGCUUAUUGGAGCAAUCCUUGGUACCUACUUUCUAGGUGAGACAUUGGGACUACUAGGAAAGAUCGGCUGCGCCAUAUGUCUUAUCGGAUCGGUUAUCAUCGUUCUACAUGCGCCGCCCGACAGAGAGGUCUCUUCGGUGGACGAGAUAUUGAAUUUCGCGAUCCAGCCCGGCUUCCUUUUUUACUGCGCCUUCGUAGCUGUUUUCUCCGUUCUCAUGAUCUACAAGGUCUCCCCCAAAUAUGGCCGCAAGAACCCGCUCGUCUACCUCUCCAUUUGCUCUACCACCGGCUCUGUCUCGAUCAUGGCUAUCAAGGCUUUCGGGACUGCGUUAAAGAUGACCUUCAAUGGCCAGAACCAGUUUACCCACCCUUCGACCUAUGUCUUCGUCAUUAUGAUUGUUGGAUGCAUACUCACGCAAAUGAACUACUUCAAUAAAGCCCUCAGCCAAUUCUCCACGAACAUCGUGAAUCCACUCUAUUACGUCACGUUCACCACCUGCACACUCAUCGCGUCGUUUCUUCUUUUCCAAGGCUUCAACACAACAUCUGCGGUCAACACGAUUUCCCUCCUUUGCGGGUUCCUGAUCAUCUUUUCCGGUGUCUACCUUCUAAAUCUCUCCCGAGAAGAUCCUGAUGGAAGGAAUGCUCUGGGAAAUCGCUUCUCCGACGCUGUGCCCACAGACGCCAUCUCCGGGUUCCCGACUCGGCGGAGUAUGCAAGCGAGGAGAAGUGCGGAAAACGGAUAUAGGAGUCCAUUUCUGAGUGGAAGCCGGCGAGGCAGCACUAGCGACCGGAGAGCCUUGAUGCAAGACUACGACAUUGAGAACCAGGUCGAACUCGGCGACCUGGCGGAAGACUCGGACGAAGGCUCUUCUAGUGGCAAGCGUACGAGCUUCGAUGAGGGAGCCCGGUCUCAGAAUGGCCGCCCUAAGAGCGGAACUGUAAAAGUGAAGAGCCAGAGAGUAUUGUCGAAUGACUGA